AAUUUCUGAACGCAGUUUUGGUCAAAGGCGCGAACGUAGAGGAGAAACCCCGCGAAAAUGGUUUUUCUACCUGUCGUAAUUUUGAUAACUCAACGGUUUUGGGUACCUAAACAGACAAACCGUAAUUAAACAAAGAUUUGUUUGGUAAUCGUUUAUUUUAAAUAGCAAACUCGUAAGUUUUAAAGUGUGUAUUGUUGCUUGAACCUUUAAGUAAACCAAACUGAUGAUUAAAGUGUUAAAAUAAAUAAUUAUGACUAAAAUUUCUACAAGAUCUUCAAGACGACUUUCCCAAUUGCCCCCAGAAGUGUCGGCUAAUUUGGGAGAAAAAGAACGGAGCAGCAGGACCAAAAGACAAAACCCAAAACCACUGAUUGUUCUAAGUGAUGGUAGUGAUAGCGAAGAUAAUCAGCCCUUUUUGGCACCAAAGAAAGAAAAGUCCAGGGCAUCAAAACAUCAACCAAAAGUAGUGAAAGAACCGCAAACAAAAAGGACCGCAAAAAGAUUAAACCAAAAACCUAUUAUAAGUGAUGAAAGUGAUACUGAAGAAUAUCAGCCCCCCUCAACACCAAGAAAAGAAAAAUCGAGAUUAUCAGAAGCCGAAUUACAUGAACUAAGCCCAGUUACACCACCAAAGCAGAGAAAAGUAGCCAACAAUGUGUUUAAUGAUGAGAAUGUACCACAUACUCCAUCAUCGUUGUUCAAAAAACUGACAUUGACCAGCCCAAAAUUCAAAAACAAUCUUAAUCUUAAGGAAAACUCCCCUGUUAAACAACAGACACCAAAUAAAAAAAGUUUAUUCAGAGAAAAUGAGCCAACUUUGUACCAAAGUGCCAGAAAGGCUUUGCAUGGUGCUUACCCUACGAAAAUGCCUGGUCGAGAGAAAGAACAUGAGGAGUUGAGGGGUUUUAUCAAGGGGCACCUAAGGGAGAAAACAUCAGGGUCACUGUAUGUAAGUGGCCCUCCUGGUACAGGGAAAACAGCAUCAUUAAAUUUGAUUUUAGAGGAGGAUAAUAUUGCUUCUGAGUUUUUAAAUGUUUAUGUUAACUGUACUGCUAUUAAGUCAGCAAAUUCAAUUUAUAAGAGGAUUGCCAAAGAAUUAAGUAUCAAAAAUAUUGGAAAGGCUGAAAAGGACUAUUUGCAGUCAAUUGAAAAUUACUUAAAGAAAAAUCAUAAAAUGAUAUUGUUAGUAUUGGACGAAAUAGAUCAACUAGAAUGCAAAAACCAAUCAAUUCUCUACACAAUAUUCGAAUGGCCAUCAAGACCAAACUCCAAACUGAUUUUAAUCGGCAUUGCUAACGCUUUAGACCUGACAGAUAGAACCUUACCGCGCUUGCAGGCGCGCUGCGAGUUGAAACCAAAGUUGAUGCAUUUUGCACCGUACACCAAACAACAAAUAGUGGAGAUUUUCACUUCGCGGUUAAAAGCGGCGGGCGUUUUGGAGGUUUUCUCGCCAGUGGCGUUGCAAAUGUUGGCGGGAAAAGUGGCGGCCAUCUCGGGGGACGUGAGAAGGGCUCUGGAUAUCGGCCGUCGAGUCAUCGAGAUGGUGGACAAAAAUAACGACGAUUUGGCGUUGAAGUCGCUGGAGAAUUUGGCCAACGAUUUGCUGGAGACUGAGGCAAAACCGAAGACGGUGGACUUGAAGCAAGUCGUUAACGUUCUAAAUAACGUGUACAGCACCUCGCAGAGUUUGACUGACGACCAGGACGAUUCGUUCCCGCUUCAACAGAAAAUUAUCAUUUGCUCGUUGCUCUUGAUGUUGAAAAAGGCCAAGAACAAGGACGUCACGAUCGGACGUCUGCACGAAGUGUACCGAAGAGUCUGCACCAAAAGAAACUUGCUGGCUGUUGAUCAGGCGGAAUUUGUCGGUCUUUGUUCCCUAAUCGAGACAAGAGGUAUCAUCAAAGUCGUAGGUAAAAAGGAACCGAGACUGCACAAGGUUAAUUUGGAGUGGGACGACGAGGAAGUAGCCAAUGCCCUCAAAGACAAGCAGCUGAUGUCGAUGAUAUUGCAAGACGAGACUUGUUUAGGUAAAUUUUAAAUCCUUUGACUAGAUUUUUUUAUAAAGGCUGUAUAAUUUAAGUUUUAAAUUUAAUUAUUUUAAUGUUUAAUGUUUGAAACAUUCAUUGUAUAGAAUUAAGAUCAACUCAAUAUUAUUUUAUUUAUAUCAAAUAAAGAUUUUAUUUAUU
This is a messenger RNA of Brassicogethes aeneus, 2186 nucleotides long. The record is from the annotation of a GenBank genome assembly. Lineage: Eukaryota; Metazoa; Arthropoda; Insecta; Coleoptera; Nitidulidae.